Messenger RNA from Ochlerotatus camptorhynchus, 1081 nucleotides. RefSeq names its product MOB kinase activator 3 (gene Mob3). The coding region runs from base 202 to 936 and encodes 244 amino acids. The record is from RefSeq and is a predicted model, not a curated record. NCBI's taxonomy places the organism in Eukaryota, Metazoa, Arthropoda, Insecta, Diptera, Culicidae. The transcript has 4 exons. Gene Ontology annotation, cellular component: cytoplasm.
UGGUUCUUCCUUUUCUAUCGCCACACACAGUUUUCUUUCGGACCAGAUAUAGUGCAAAAUUCUUAGUUUUUUUUGUUUACUUUUAAAAUAAGGUGAAUUCCGCUCACUGGCGAAUAGAAAAAAAGUAAGACAUUUCAUUUGGCGUCAUCAUCCAGCGCUUAUCGCCGUUUCUGGAAGGAGCAAAAUGGGAACCAAACAAGGAUGAGCUACAUGUAUGGCGCGGAGGAGGUAGAUCACUUCAGGAAAAUUGCUACCUCGCAAAGGAAAAUACCAAAGAUCAUGGCACUCAACGGUUUCCUGGAGUUCUUCCAGCGGGAAAAGACAUUUCGUCCCAAGAAGAGAUUCACUCAAGGAACGAUCCGUUAUUCACUACACAAGCAGGCCCACGCUAGUCUGCAGUCCGGUAUAAAUUUGAGAGAUGUAGUAAGGCUGCCUCCCGGAGAAAAUAUGAACGAUUGGCUUGCGGUGCAUGUAGUAGACUUUUUUAAUCGAAUCAAUCUCAUCUAUGGUACCAUUUCUGAGUACUGCAAUGAGACUACCUGCCCUACCAUGAGCGGAGGCUCCAAAUACGAGUAUCUAUGGGCAGAUGGGGAGCUAUUUAAAAAACCAACGCAGUUCCCUGCCCCUCGAUACGUUGAACACCUGAUGGAUUGGGUGGAGAAUCAAAUUAACAACGAAGCGCUCUUCCCCGUGUCGACCGAUGUGCCAUUUCCAAAGUCUUUCCCGACUCUGUGCAAGAAGAUUCUGGCUAGAUUGUUUCGCGUCUUUGUGCAUGUCUAUAUACAUCACUUCGAUCGAAUCGUCAGUAUUGGAGCGGAAGCUCACGUUAAUACGUGCUACAAGCAUUUUUACUACUUUAUUCAGGAAUUCGAUUUGAUGUCCGUGAAGGAGCUGGAACCGCUAGCCGUGAUGACUGCUCAGAUGUGCAAAGACUAAUUCGGAAUUACAAUUAGGUUAACGUGAUUAUACUACAACAAAAGUGUACACAAAAUUGUAAAUUAGCAAUUUGAUCGAUAGUGAUUUUGUAAAUCAGGUUGUUGAAAAUCUUCAAUGCAUAAUAAAGGAUAGGUUGGAUGAAUAA